AUGAAUGUACUGCUAAAGUUAUGUCGAUCAUUUUCUCAAGCUAGCUACAAUGUUACGUUGUUAAAAGAAAGUAAAGGCAAGAUAAUAUCAGGGAAAAAGAUUAUCAAAUGGGUCAACGAUUCCAGUUUGUCUAAGAAAGAAAUGGGUAAGAUAGAUAAAGAGAAGAUGGAUACGUGGAAAAGACAAAACAUAGCCCUGAAAGAAAAAUUCAAAGGGGAACGUUGGGCUCCAAAGAAAAAGUUAUCUCGAACCGAGAUGGGUAGUGUCAGAUUACUCAGGGAGCAAUUCCCAGAUAUGACCGCGAGCGAGCUGGGUGAAAAGUUUAAAGUUUCUCCAGAAGCAAUUAGAAGAAUUUUGAAGAGUAAUUGGAAGCCGUCUGAGGACGAAGAUAGAAGAAUUGCCCAGAGAUGGAAGAAAAGGGGGGAAAAGAUCAAAUAUUUAUAUGGGUCUACAAGAUUAGGGGAUGAACGAGUCUCUGCUUCAACUGUUGAUCCAGGUAAAAAAUAA
Naumovozyma dairenensis CBS 421 is the source of this 507-nucleotide messenger RNA. It is a transcript of the gene RRG9, whose product is annotated as mitochondrial ribosome assembly protein RRG9. The coding region runs from base 1 to 507 and encodes 168 amino acids. The transcript has a single exon. The record is from RefSeq and is a predicted model, not a curated record. Gene Ontology annotation, cellular component: nucleus. NCBI's taxonomy places the organism in Eukaryota, Fungi, Ascomycota, Saccharomycetes, Saccharomycetales, Saccharomycetaceae.